Soboliphyme baturini is the source of this 327-nucleotide messenger RNA. Lineage: Eukaryota; Metazoa; Nematoda; Enoplea; Dioctophymatida; Soboliphymatidae. The record is from the annotation of a GenBank genome assembly.
AUGAAAACGGCGUUCAAGAUCAAACUGACCCAUCGGGACAUGUACAGCGUUGUCCCUCCGAGCGGCUUCAUUAACCCAGGUGAGAGAACAGUGAUAGAUCUGAUUUUGCAACCAUUCGAAUGGAACCCUGCCGUGGCCGAAAAAAACAAAAUGCUGGUUCAAAGUCUGCAAAUGAUGCCUGAUGAUAUGAGCACCGUUCAAGACACGUUUGCUAUGGGCAUUCCAACGAUGGAUCAAAAGGUUGUACUGAACUUACCACCGCCUGGGGCUCCAUUAGCAUCACCUCUGGACGCCGGCGGCUUUCAAGAGCCAAUGAUGCCGAUGUAA